AAAAUCAAAAUUUGACAAAAACCAUCAAUUUCACCUAAUUUCCAACUAAUUCCCUUAUUAUUAAUUAUCGAAAUGGACCGUGAUAAUUACAAAUAUGAUCCAAACUUACUUGCACCACCGGGAGCUGGAAAUAGAGAAGCAGGUGGUCAACCAGGAGGAGAAAACCAACCUGCGGGUGCAACUCUUCAACCAAGAUUAUCGAGAAUGUUCCACUUACCAACCGGAUUAAGUAUAGGAAGAUAUAGUUUUAGCGCAAAAGGUUAUCGAAAAUUAGAGGUCGAACCAGACCUUCAAAAACGAGCGAGUAUUCUGUUACCUCAUCUCCAAGAACCCGAAAAACGUUUCUUUGAAUUAGUCGCAACAAACGAACUUCAACGCGUUAAAGAAUUUCUUUUAGACAAUCCAACUUUUAAUAUAAACUGUGUUAACUUUCAAGGUGUUUCAGCGCUUCAUAUUGCCGUGCAAAACCAUGCGGAUCAAAUGGUUGAAUUUUUACUUCAACAACCGAAUAUUGAUAUCGGCGAUUGUGUUUUAAUCGCAAUUCGGGAUAAUGACAUAAAAAUUUUGCAAUUAUUAUUGAAUAAGUUACAAGAAAUUGCGCCUGGAUUAGAAUUUGUUGGUGUUACGAAUAGCUCGGAUUUUCCGGAUUACGUGACCCCUAUGAUUUUAGCCGCUCAAUGUGGACAUUUUGAAAUUAUUGAAUUAUUAAUUGAACGUGGACAUAAACUUAUUAAACCUCAUCUACCCAAUUGUCGUUGUAUCGAUUGCGUACAAAUUUACGAAUUAAGUGAUUUAUUACAUGGGGAGACUUUAAGAUUAAAUUUGUAUCGAGCUGUUACUAACCCAGCAUAUAUUUGUCAUUCAACACACGAUCCGAUAUUAACAGCUUUUGAAUUAUCUAAGGAAUUAAAAAGUUGUGCUACAAUGGUAGCUGAAUUUAAAGCGGCUUAUAUAGAUUUAUCGGAAGAAAUAUCAAAUUUCGCAGUUGAUUUAAUUGCUUGUUGUCGAAGUACCGAAGAGGUUGAUAUGAUUUUAAAAAAUCCAACUGGGGUUCAUAUGGCGGGACAAUUUCUUUAUCCCAGAUUAAAAUUGGCUAUGGAUUAUAAACAAAAACGAUUUGUAGCUCAUCCCAACACACAACAAAUAGUUGUAAUGACUUGGCAAGGAGAUUUUUAUGAUUGGAAGUUUAAACCUUUCGUCGUCAAAUUAUUUUAUCCUUUUUUUCGACUUUUAUUGAUACCUUUAGUGACGAUUAUGUGUAUAAUUAUGCCAAAUCAUAGUUUGGUUAAACAUUAUUCGAUUCCGCUAAAUAAAAUGUUAACACAUACUGCUUCUUAUAUGGUGUUUUUGGUGAUUAUCUUCUUAGAGUCGAAUAUGAAUAAGAAAAGUAUGAAGCGGGGAGCCCCAGAUUCAGGGUUAGAGCCGAUUAUAAUCGUUUUUGUGGCCAGUUUGAUUUGGAGUAGUCUUCGUGUGUGCUUAAUAAUGGGACCCAUGCGUCAUUUUGCCCAACUUUGGAAUUGGUUUGAUUUGGUUAUGUACGUUUUGUAUAUUGUUACUUUUAUUUUUUGGUUGGCAGCAUCGAUAGAUGUUCAACAAAACGAUCAAGCCGAUUUAGAACGCAAAUAUUGGCACCAUUUGGAUCCUACGUUAAUAGCUGAAGGAACUUUUGCGAUCGCUGUGGUUAUGUCGUUUUUUCGAAUGCUAAAUUUGGUGAGAUUACAUCAACACAUGGGACCUUUACAAAUUUGUAUGGGAAAAAUGAACGCUGAUAUUGGGAAAUAUUUAUUAAUUUUUGCCUUAAUUAUUAUAUCCUUUACGUGUGGGACUUGUAGAUUGUAUCAUUACUACGAAGGGAUGGUUCAAACUGAUAAAAGUACCGGAAUACAAAAAUCCCAAGAAGAUUCCUUUGUAAAUUUCGCAGGAGCAUUAAAAACGUAUUUUUGGGCAAUUUUUUGUAUGUCAGAUUUAUCUUCGGGAGAUGUUGUUAUCGAAACUUUACCCGGUGAAGUUGAAAACACCUACAUCGUUAACGAACAUAGUUUUACGGAAGCUGUUGGACAUACCGCUUUCGCAAUUUUUGAAAUUUUAAUCGUUAUCAUUUUAUUAAACAUGCUUGUUGCGACUAUGUCCACCACAUUUCAAAAAGUCACCGAUAACGUUAACGUUGAAUGGACUUUUGGUAAAACGGAAUUAUACAUAAACUUUAUGCACCAAACGGUUUUACCACCGCCGUUAAAUCUUAUUCCUACAGCCUCGGGGGUUACUCAUACCCUCGAUUGGAUUCAUGUUUUUAUAAAAACCCACCACGAGAAAACCGCAAAAUUCACUUUAACUAAUUGUUGCUACAUUGAGAGACACCCCGAUGCAAAAAUGAUGAAGGAUUUCCCUGUUUUGAUGACGCAACUCGUUCAGAGAUAUUUUAGAGAGAAGGAUGUCGCUAAUGAAGGGAAUCAAUUGGGGGAAAUUGAGGGAAUUAGAGCUGAAAUUGCUGAUAUUAAAGGACUUUUAAAGGAGGCUUUUGCUUCUUUUGCUAUGGAUUUACCUCCAGAUCAAUAACUUGAUUUUUAAAAUAGUUUAUGUAUUUUUUAAUUAUAAUAUAUAAGUUUACAUAAGAAUAUAAAGUUAUUGAGUGAGGUGAGUAGAUUAGAUAUCUUUGGUAUUCCUCCUGAAGAAAGAGUUAAAUGUUGUCUUUUAAAAAUAGUACAAAAAUAUUGAGGUUAAUUUGUCAAAUUUGACGGUUAGUAAGGCUACGUUCAAAUAAUUUACUGUUAAAAACGAAGGAUUAAUUCAAAAUGUGUUAAUGAAUCAUAUUUUAUUAUUUUUCAUUUUAAAACUCCGAAUAUCUUAAUA
Molecule: messenger RNA, 2850 nt
Organism: Onthophagus taurus
Lineage: Eukaryota; Metazoa; Arthropoda; Insecta; Coleoptera; Scarabaeidae
Product: short transient receptor potential channel 4-like
Biological process (GO): regulation of cytosolic calcium ion concentration; calcium ion transmembrane transport
Cellular component (GO): cation channel complex; plasma membrane
Molecular function (GO): protein binding; store-operated calcium channel activity; inositol 1,4,5 trisphosphate binding
Source: RefSeq, a predicted model, not a curated record